Molecule: messenger RNA, 801 nt
Organism: Exophiala viscosa
Lineage: Eukaryota; Fungi; Ascomycota; Eurotiomycetes; Chaetothyriales; Herpotrichiellaceae
Product: 2-haloacid dehalogenase
Exons: 1
Coding region: 1-801 (266 amino acids)
Molecular function (GO): hydrolase activity, acting on halide bonds, in C-halide compounds
Source: RefSeq, a predicted model, not a curated record
AUGUCAACAUCGCACCCCCCAAAAGCGCUGUUGACGGACGUCUUCGGCACAGUCGUUGACUGGCGCAGCACCGUCACCAACCACCUAUCCCUCUCCGCCUCCGAAGCUCUCAACUCCCCGACGACCUCGAUACCCAGCACCGUCCGCACCGCAGCCUCUGAAAUAUCCUGGCCCGCAGUCGCCCAACUAUGGCGCGAGUCCUACUAUCAAUUUACCCGCAGUUAUGACCCCUCCACAAAGGACAAAAGUAAUUUCAAAACCGUCGACCAACACCAUGUCGAAGCACUCAACAAGAUCCUAUGCGACCACGGCCUCGACGGGCUCUGGAAAGACGAAGAAAUUGAGAAAAUAGCCCUGAUCUGGCACUUUCUAGAUCCCUGGCCAGACUCGUCGCCGGGACUCAGCAAACUGAAUCAGAAAUUUAAAACGGCGACCCUGAGCAACGGCAACACAAGCCUUCUUUCCGACCUGGCCAAACAUGGCAAUUUACCAUAUACCGACAUCAUCUCUGCCGAGGAUUUUGGCGCAUACAAACCACACAAGAGCGUAUACCUUGGUGCUGCGAAAAAGCUGGGCGUCGAGCCUAGUGAAUGUGCUCUCAUAGCUGCUCAUCUCGGCGAUUUGGAUGCGGCUCGCGGGUGCGGUUAUCAGACUAUCUACAUAGAGAGAUCGCAAGAGGAGGCCUGGCCUCAGGAUAAAGUGGCCAAAGCCAAACAAGAGGGAUGGGUGGAUAUGUGGCUUGACCUGGACGAAGGUGAGGUCGGUUUUCUCGAGAUUGCAAAGAGGUUUGGGCUACAAUGA